CUUCAAGAUCGAAUUCAAAACCUUCAGGUUCCUCGUUGGACGUGAUCUCAACAUCAAUAUGGUCAACGUUCAAUCAAUCCUUGCAGUUGCCAGUAUUGCAAUUGCUGCCGUCAAUGCAAUUCCAACUAUCACAGUCAAAGGCGCAAAGUUCUUUGCAGGUGGCCAGCAAUUCUUCCUCAAAGGCGUGGCAUACCAAGGUACCCCAGAUGAUCCUCUCGUCGAUAUUAAACAAUGCAAUCUCGAUGCAACUUCCAUGGCUGCCAUCGGCACAAACUCAAUCCGCGUCUAUCAUGUCAACCCGUAUGCAAAUCACGACGGCUGCAUGGAGAUCUUUUCCAAGCAUGGUAUCUAUGUCUGGCUCGAUCUGGACACCUUCAAUACCAGCAUUCAGCAAACCAGCCCGACCUGGAAUGCUGAUCAAUUUGUCUCCUUCACCAAAGUAAUGGAUGUCUUUCAAGCCUAUGAUAACCUUGCGGGCUUCUGGAUUGGAAACGAGAUCAUCAACACCAUUGCCGGCUCUCCCAGUGCACCUUACAUCAAGGCUGCUGUUGCGGACAUGAAGUCGUACUUAGCUGUCAAGAAAUACCGACAAAUCCCGGUUGGCUAUUCCGCAGCUGAUAUCGCUGAACUUCGACCUGCAUUGCAGAACUACCUCGCAUGCGGCGACGACCAGAAGCAAUCGAUUGAUUUCUUCGGCCUCAAUUCCUACGAGUGGUGCGGACAAGCCACAUACGAAACUUCCGGCUACUCCAAUCUUCAAGCCAUGGCUCAAGGAUACAAUAUCCCGAUCUUUUUCUCCGAGACCGGCUGCAACGUGGGAGGUGAACGGACGUUUGCAGACCAAGCCGCGAUCUUCGGUCCUAAUAUGGUGCAUACAUGGUCCGGAUCCAUCGUCUAUGAAUGGGUUCAAGAGGCCAACAACUACGGUCUUGUGACUUACGGCAAUGGAAAAAUCUACCAAGGUCAAGCUCCAGUGCCCAUACAGCCAGAUUACAACAACCUGAUGGGUCAGUGGAAGGACAUAGCUCCUUCUGGUGUCGCAAAAGCUGCAUACGCUCCUUCUCACUCUGCCCCUGCAUGUCCCGCAAGUACUGCCGGAAGAUGGUUGGUCAAUGGCAACCCACCGCUUCCAACCCUGGGCUCAGCAAUCAUCAAUGCAGCUGCUCAAAAUACCCCGGCUCCAAUGGCUCCAGCUUUAGCGGCACAGACUUCGGUGGCACCAACAUCAACAGCGUCAACCUCAGCAACUGCCCCCUUUUCUCUCAGCACGGCCUCCCAUGGGACGACUAUGCAUACAAGUACAACAAGCACGGCUCCUACAGCGACAAAGACAAAUAAUUCGGGUGGAAAGCUGACCGUGGGAGUCUACGAGCGACCCCUAUUUGCGUUGUUGCUUUUGUACAAUGUUUUUGUCUGAUUCCGAUCUCUGCGUGCAUGGGUUUUCGAACUGAGGAAGGGAUCAAUGGACAGGGACGCAUUAAUAGAAAUGGAGCGUGUAUCUCCUAUUUUACGGCUAAAGAGAGAGAGGAGCAUAAUGUAAUACCGAGAAAGAGAUGAGC
Molecule: messenger RNA, 1559 nt
Organism: Amorphotheca resinae ATCC 22711
Lineage: Eukaryota; Fungi; Ascomycota; Leotiomycetes; Helotiales; Amorphothecaceae
Product: glycoside hydrolase family 72 protein
Exons: 2
Coding region: 59-1417 (452 amino acids)
Biological process (GO): fungal-type cell wall (1->3)-beta-D-glucan biosynthetic process
Cellular component (GO): cytoplasm; fungal-type cell wall
Molecular function (GO): 1,3-beta-glucanosyltransferase activity
Source: RefSeq, a predicted model, not a curated record